CAUAUCUCUAUAGUUCAGCGUCUCUAAAGGAAAAAGUAGAGCCAAGUCCUUGAUGACGCAAACCCUAUUCCCUUGGCGACUAGAAAAACCACGGAAGUGCAUUACUCCGGCCGACAGUUGACCAAUCGGCAACUGCCUUCCCGCCCCAGCGCUUUCCCAAAAGGCCCUUCGCCUUCUCCCCAAGAUGGCGGAUCUGAACCGGCAAUUGCAGGAGUACUUAGCUCAGUCCAAGGCGGGCGGCAGCUCAGCGGCCUUGUCGGCGCCCCAAAACCCGCCGCGAGAUGAGGCGGAGAAGCCCGGCUCGGGGUUGGGGACUUGGCUGGGCCGGAUCAACCCUUUCCCCGCGACGGAAACGUGGCCGUGGGCAGCCGAGCCGGAGCCGGAUCCGUGGCUGCCGACGGGUCUGUCCCGCUGGCAGCGGCUGGUGGGGAGCGCGCUGUGCCUGCUGCUGGCCGCGCUCUGCUUCGGCCUCGCCGCUCUCUACGGGUCGCUCCUGUUGCUCCGCAAGUUCGCGCUGCUCUGGUCGCUGGGCUCCACCUUCGCGCUGGGCGCCGCGGGCUUCUUACGGGGCCCGAGCCGCCUCCUGGGCGAGCCCGACCGCCGCGGCCUGGCCCUCCUUUACUUAGCCUCGGUGGGCGGCACUCUGUACGCGGCGCUUGGGCUCCGCAGCACUCUGCUCACCACGCUGGGGGCCGUCGUCCAGCUGGGAGCCGGCGGAGUCUACUUGCUGUCUUCGGUACCUGGCGGGACUACCGGGCUGCGCUAUGUCGGCGGGUUCUUGGGCGGCGCCGUGCGGCGCAGCGUGUCCAAAACUCUGCCCGUGUGAGGACGGUCGUCGAGGCGAAGCCCUUCCUGGACGUGGGAAAACAAGAUCGAUGUCUGUGGUAAAGAGCCCCUUGCCCGUCUCCAAACCAACGCGCAGCACGGGACGUCGUCUCCAGGCCAGACCCGACUGCCCAUGGGGCAUUUUGUAGGAUAACGUUUCUUUACUGUUUAUCUUUUCGAGUCGAGGGCAGAGGAGCACUUGAGUAACUUUACCAGGACGCUGCAUCCUUCGCACAAGGCAGUUGAAAAGGAUAGUUGAAGUUAAUUGCAACAAAGGUGUAUGAACUUGGCUGAACAAGCUACUCAAGCAAUUGAACCAAUUAAGGGCUUUAACAGUGGGUAAAGGUCUUUUUGUGUCUCCCCUUCUCUCUGAAACCACUCAGAUGCCCUCUCAGCGGCAGGUGAUGAGGUUUUGUUUUUUUUUUGUUUAACAGGCAGACCCAGCCAAGUGUACAAGUAUGUGUUGGCAGAUUCCCUGAGGGUGCACAUUGAUGCCAGACCUAUCUCUUUGUCUUAGAACCCAACUGCAUAAAACAUGCUUUUAUGAAAGUGUUUUCAAUGAUGUCACUUCUAUUUUGAAGGAGAAGCAACCAAUCUGUUCUCAUCUCUGCGUUGCGCUGCUUAAAGAGAGAGUACAAGCAGAUAGUUCAUUUCUUCUGGAAUGGUCUGUCACAAGUAGUGGCAAGCAUCACUUGCCUGUCUCUUGCUGCUGAGAGUGGCUGAAAGACUAUAUAAUAGUAGCAAGAAUGACACUCCCACUUGCUAUUAUGUUGGGCUCAGUCCCCAUCUCUGCACCACCCAGAGGAAGAGCACAAGUGAGUGAGGAUGAGAUGGCUACUCUGGUGUGUAUGUGUUCAAGAAGGUUUACUGACUGGAUGGUUCCUCAUCCUUUCCAGCCUCUGAUGCAUGGUAGGGGGAAAGAGAAGUUGCUAUUUACUACUGGCCUGAUCAGCUUUUUUUCCUUCAGAAAAAGCUGCUCUAAAAGUGUGCUUUCGGUAACAAGUAGUUGAACCUUAUACUCUGGUCCAAAUCAUCAGUUUGUCUCUUCAGCUUUUCAGAGCCAGAGCAGGAAAUAAAUUUGGAAGCUGUUGUGAUUUGCUUCCAUUCAGUUCCCUAGUAUCAUAACAUUCCCAAUUGCCAUGUAACCUCUUGCCUUACUAAAAGUCAGCAGUAUCAGUAUAUACAGUACUUCGUUUAUCCAUAACAUCAAGUUCUUUCUUGGGCUGACUUCCAGCAUACUUCCUAUUCAAGCAAUGACUUCUAUGUCUGAUCAUAUUCAAAACGGCAUGACCAUGAGACUGCUGAAGUCAGUGAUUUUAAAGGCAAGUAUAAUAUAGACAUGGGGCCUAAUUCUGCCAUAAUGCGUUAUGCUCUCAUUGUGACUGGGAAAUCACAAUAUAUGUGAAAAAGCUGUGCCUGAAUAUAUUAUCCUCAACUUCUUUGGAUCAUGGGGCUAUCUGUCAUAUACGAUUCUGUCAUAACUUAUUCCAUGUUUGCAUUGAAGAUUUUUGUAAGCCUAUGGGUUAAAUCUGAACUGCACAGGCUCCUUCUUGCUACAGCUUAGAAGUAUUGAUAUGUGGUGUGAUGGAUGGGUAUCACAUAGACAUAUUUAAUAUAUCAAUAUGACUACCAAAAUCACCUGAGUAAAGUUCAUUUUGCUCCACAAAUGUAAUCUGUAAACCACUUAAACCAACAGCAGCUGCAAGCACUACACUUUGGCAGUGUAAGUUGCAUAUAAUGUAAUUUUAAAACUAACCAUUGAAGCUGCCUCUUAAUUGUGGCUCUUAGUGUUAUUUGAAGUAAGCCUUGCAAAAUGGCUUAGAGUUUGCAGCCAAAUGUUAAAGUAUUAGUUUUUCAAAGUUUGUAGCUCUCAAUAAAACAUUUUUGACAACAAUAAAAAAUGAUAUGCAAAUAACUUCCAGUUCAAAAGUAUGUUACUGAGAAAGGCUUCUUGCUGUAGUGGGAAUGUUAGAGCACUAUCGUCAAACACAAAUGCUGCAUCGGUGUGGGACAUGAAGUGUAAAACUUGAAAGUAAUUUAGUAGCUAGUAUGUCUGAAUAGAUACCUUGACUACUUGAUGUACAGCCCAAUCCUGUGCAUGUUUACUAGAAGGAAGUCCUAGUGAGACUUUUUUAAAAAAAUAAAUGCAUAGGAUUAUGGCUUUAGAUUGUGAUCUGCUAUUAAGAUGGCAUAUUUGUUUACAUUUUCAAACUUGUUAUUUGUGGGUCCUGCAUUGUAAUGAAAUCAGGCUAUGGCAGAUGUUGCAGAUCUGAAUCAAAAUGGUGCUAAGUGUUGUUAAAUUGUGUGAUAAAAAUAUUCUGAAAUCUUUUAAUUGGGACUUUAAAAAAUAGUGUUAAUUAGCAUGACACAUUGUAGAGCACAUUUAACAGUGCAAUCCUGUUUACUCAGAAGGAAGCCCUGCUGAGUUAAAAGGGACUUACAACGAGGUACAUAGCCUAACAGGUAGGCUAACCCUGCCCUGAUAUCAGUAGAGCAAAGGGUGCUUUAUCUCAUACUCGGCUGCUUUUGCUUGCCAGGGUGGAAGGGGGAUUUCUUUCUUACAUUUUUGCUGUGCCAGCUCCAGGCAGGCAUAGCUGAGAAGCCUAAGGAUCAAGCGCCUCAGAGGAAGCACAGGAUCCAGAGCCCUGGCAUCCUGACCCAUUUCACGUCUUAUUGCUGGCUUUCCACCCAUCAAAGGUGGAGCCUGCACUAUAGCAGAGCCCCCACCCUGUAAACCAGUAGCACAUCUCUUUGCUGCCAGGGAGCAUAGUAUUCUAUCCUCCCACAAGCCACCAACAUUGGGAGGGUGCAUUAGGACUGGGCUGUAAGUGAUUGGUUUUUGUAUUAGUGUACAUUUUUGUAUUCAUGUAGAUAUAUAGUUCAUUCCCUUGUCAUUUGAAAAAAAUGGUUAGAUUCAGUUUUUGCAAACUUAUUUUGAAGUGUUUUGGGUCUCAAUAGAAGUGUUUACAGAACUAGCUGAUAGCACUUUUAGAAGUGAAACUGAUUUGAAUGACUCAUUAAAAAAACCUCAGAUCUAAAUAGGGGCUGAAAACAAUAUUUUACUGGUGGUUGGUUUGUUUUUUUUUAGAUUGUUGGUUAUAACUGUCCUUAAGAUUGCUAUGUAUAUUUCCCAUUUAACUGUGGUUGAGGUGGAAGGAGCAGGCAUUCCCAGAGCUAGUGGAACCAGUAUUGUCUCUGCACUGACCACAUCUAAAAGCUUUUCAGAUAUUUUAAUAUUGUCAGAUCAUCUCUUGAGAAAUGUACCAGCCUAACACAGAGACUGCAAAGCUUCUCUGUAGAAAUAUGUCUACAAAGACUUAACAAAACUUAAAAGCACAAAAUAAACUUCACCAGAAUGCUGUUUUCUAGUUCUUUUCUUCUGCAGUUGGGUAGGCUUCACUAUUGGAAUAAACUGUCUACCAAAGAGAAAUGGAGAAACAUGUACAGUAUGUGCUUUACGUUCACUUGCUUUGCAGAUAUGUGCAGUGUGUCAUUUUUGUUAAUAAAAUUGAAUAAUUAAAGCCUA
This is a messenger RNA of Podarcis muralis (Common wall lizard), 4351 nucleotides long. It is a transcript of the gene SFT2D3, whose product is annotated as SFT2 domain containing 3. Lineage: Eukaryota; Metazoa; Chordata; Lepidosauria; Squamata; Lacertidae. Gene Ontology annotation, cellular component: membrane. Gene Ontology annotation, biological process: vesicle-mediated transport. The record is from RefSeq and is a predicted model, not a curated record.